AUAAUGUCAAAUCCAGAAUGGAUUUACCCGAUAUUUGUGCGCGCGAGGAUCUCCAUUUGCUUGCAGACGGAGUAGGUCCUAUUCCUAUAUGGAGAUUAGAUGCAAGCAAGAAGACCAAGUUUUUUCAGUGGAUAAUUGAUGAUGUUAAAUUUCAUGAUGGCUAUGCAUCAAAUCUAUCAUAUUGUGUUGAUGAUCACAGUGGUAGAUUAGCUGGGAUGAAAAGUCAUGACUGUCACGUCUUCAUGCAGCGUUUACUACCAUUUGCGUUUACACAACUCCUACCAAAUGUUGUCCAUGAAGCAAUUGCAGGGAUAGGUGCAUUUUUUAGAGAUUUGUGUUCAAGAUCUCUAACAGUCGAAGGACUACAUACACUUGAAGAUAAUAUCCCGAUUAUCAUUUGCAAUUUGGAGAAAUUAUUUCCCCCAUCAUUCUUUGAUGUCAUGGAGCACUUGCCUAUCCAUCUACCUCGUGAAGCAGCACUAGGCGGUCCAGUUCAGUACCGGUGGAUGUAUCCUUUUGAGCGUUAUAUGUUCCAUUUGAAGAAAAAAGUAAAAAAUCUUAGCAAAGUUGAGGGAUCAAUAGUAGCUCAAAGCAUAAACGAGGAGACUUCUCAUUUUUCGGCCUACUAUUUUGCUCCAAAUGUCCAAACAAAAGCAAGAAAACCAGGUAGGUACGAUGAUGGGGGUGUGCGGCCUUUUUACCAUACAUCUGUCCCAGAUAUCUUUUCUCAAAUCGGGAGACUGAGUGGGAAGAAAAGAGAAGUAUGGUUUACAGAUCAAGAAUUUAAUCACAUUCAUACUUACAUACUCCGGAACUGUGACGAUGUCAUACCAUUCGAGAAGAUCUUUGAUGAUCAAGUGUCUGGAGCGUAUCCAAACAUGACAGAGGCUCGAAAAGAGGAAAUGAAGCAGACACAAUAUGCUAAUUGGUUAAAAUAUUAUAUCAAAUCAGCCGCAAGUAGGCAGGAACACUAUCCAACAUGGUUUGAAGAGUUGGUUGGAGGUCCUCUAUCAAGGGCAAUGGCAUACCCGAUGUAUUGCACUCGAGGCUACGUUUUCAUAAAACGUCCAGGGAUUACUAACAGAAAAACAGUGAAUUAUGGGGUCGUUGUUCGUACAGAUUCGAUAGACUACUAUGGUGAAAUUACUGAUAUAUUAGAGGUUGAAUAUCCGGGAGUCAUAAAUUUGAAAUGUAUACUCUUCAAGUGUGACUGGUAUGAUCCUAGAGUUGGAAGAGGUGUUAGACUUACAAAGUAUGGUGUCACAGAGAUCAACUCGACUAAGCAGUUAAGAAAGUACGAUCCGUUUAUACUUGCAUCUCAGGCAGCACAGGUUUGCUACAUACCAUAUCCACAAGUAGGUGUUCGACAAUAUCCAUGGAUUACGGCUCAUCAAAUAAAUCCAAGAAGCAGAGUUGAUGGGGUGAAAGAAAAGGAACCGCUACAACAAAUUGCAGUAAACGAAAUUACGCAAGUAGAUCAAUCUGUCGGUGACAUUCCCCUCGUUGAUAUUGAGAACAUAGAACUCGAAGAGAUAUGGGAAAAUGCGGAAGACGAAGAGGAUGGAGAAGAGUUUGACGAUCAAAAUGAUUCUGCUAGUUCAGAUUAUUCUUCCGAUUCUGAGUAA
This is a messenger RNA of Arabidopsis lyrata subsp. lyrata, 1625 nucleotides long. RefSeq lists its product as uncharacterized. Bases 18 to 1625 code for a protein of 535 amino acids. The transcript has 4 exons. NCBI's taxonomy places the organism in Eukaryota, Viridiplantae, Streptophyta, Magnoliopsida, Brassicales, Brassicaceae. The record is from RefSeq and is a predicted model, not a curated record.